UAAUGGAGAAUGUGACUCUGUAACUCUCUGUGUGUGCGUGUAACUGUAUGUUCUGCGUAUUGUGUUGGUGAUAAAAGAAGCCUUCAAAGGCAAACACCACCCACCCACCUACAAAUAGCAUAUCUGAGACUGUGAAAAACCCAAUCCUCCAUUAAUCUUCUACAUCUUCAAACGAGCCUCCAGAAGAUCUUUUCAUCGUAUAUAGUUAAUGCUAGCUGCUGGUUUUUCUCUUGGAUUUUGAUGUGAUGGCGGCGAAGACGACGACGAUGGAGGGUGCAUUGUCAUUUUCGGUGGCGGAUGUGGUCGAGGAUGUACUCCAGCAGCACGGGAACCGCCACAACAGUGGUCUUGAUCUCGAGUCUAGAAAAGCUAAGGAAGCAGCGUCGAGAAGAAAAGAAGCGGCGGGGUGGCUGAGAAAGAUGGUAGGAGUAGUCGCGGCGAAGGAUUUGCCAGCGGAGCCUUCGGAGGAAGAGUUCAGGCUUGGAUUGAGAAGUGGGAUUAUUCUGUGCAAUGCUCUCAAUAAGGUUCACCCUGGAGCUGUACCCAAGGUGGUGGAGAGUCCAUGUGAUUCUGCUCUGGUUCCUGAUGGAGCGGCAUUGUCGGCUUUUCAGUACUUUGAGAAUGUGAGAAAUUUCCUCGUGGCUGUGCAGGAAAUGGGAAUUCCUACCUUCGAGGCAUCUGAUCUGGAACAAGGUGGAAAAUCUGCAAGAGUAGUGAAUUGUGUUCUGGCGCUUAAAUCAUACAGCGAAUGGAAACAGACUGGGGGAAAUGGGGUAUGGAAAUUUGGUGGAAGUGUGAAACCCACCGUGUCAGCCAAAUCUUUUAUUAGGAAAAAUUCGGAGCCUUUCACAAAUUCCUUGUCAAGGAACUUCUCAAUGGGUGAGAAAUCUUUGAAUGCGCUGUCCUUCGACAUUGAGUCUAAUAAAAUGCCUACUAAUUGUUCAUUGAGUAUGCUUGUUCGUGCGGUUCUGCUAGAUAAGAAGCCUGAAGAAGUUCCAAUGUUGGUGGAAUCUGUGCUAAGUAAAGUUGUGGAGGAGUUUGAGCAUCGUAUUGCAAGCCAAUUGGAGCUGAUGAAAACAACUCCAAAAGAUAUGGCCCUUUCUCAUGGCAACAGAUUGAAAUUUGCUUCAGGUGAUAAGAAGACUGAAGACAAAAAUGAAAAGGUGAGUGAGAAAGAGGAAUUCAUCCAAAAAACAUAUGUUUCUGAUGAGAAAUCAAAAGGGCGACUCUUGAAACAACAAAUGGCCUUUGAUCAACAGCAAAGAGACCUUCAAGAACUAAAGCAUACUCUUCACACUACAAAAGCUGGUAUGCAGUUUAUGCAGAUGAAGUUUCAUGAAGAGCUGAACAAUCUUGGUAUGCACAUUCAUGGUCUAGCUCAUGCUGCUUCUGGGUUCCAUAGAGUUCUUGAGGAAAAUCGCAAGCUAUACAAUCAAGUGCAGGAUCUCAAGGGAAGUAUUAGGGUUUACUGUCGAGUGAGACCCUUCUUGUCAGGACAAUCCAAUCAUUUCAGCAUCGUAGAUUAUACAGAAGAUGAAAUUAUCACCAUCAGUACUCCAUUGAAGCAUGGGAAAGGCCGGUCUUUCAGCUUCAAUAAGGUCUUUGGGCCAUCUGCAACCCAAGCGGAGGUCUUCUCUGAUAUGCAGCCUUUGAUUCGGUCUGUUCUUGAUGGUUUUAAUGUUUGCAUAUUUGCAUAUGGCCAAACGGGAUCUGGAAAAACUUACACCAUGACUGGACCCAGAGAGCUUACAGAGAAAAGCCAAGGAGUAAAUUAUAGGGCUUUGAGUGAUUUGUUUCAUUUAGCAAAGCAAAGAGAGGAAACUUUCUGCUAUGAUGUUUCUGUUCAGAUGAUUGAGAUUUAUAAUGAGCAAGUCAGGGAUCUCCUCAUUACUGAUGGAACAAACAAAAGAUUAGAAAUUCGUAAUAAUUCUCAUAACGGACUUAAUGUACCAGAUGCAAACCUUAUGCCAGUGUCAUCAACGUCUGAUGUUAUUGAUCUGAUGAACCUUGGACAAAGGAAUCGUGCAGUGGGUGCAACGGCCCUAAAUGAUCGUAGUAGUCGCUCUCAUAGUUGUUUGACUGUUCAUGUCCAAGGAAGAGACUUGACAUCCGGAACUCUUCUCCGGGGUUGUAUGCAUCUGGUUGAUCUGGCAGGAAGUGAGAGGGUAAACAAAUCUGAAGUGACAGGAGAUAGGCUCAAAGAAGCACAGCAUAUAAACAGAUCUCUGUCAGCUUUGGGUGAUGUAAUAUCUUCUCUUGCCCAAAAGAAUCCGCAUGUUCCUUAUAGAAAUAGCAAACUCACACAACUGCUCCAAGAUUCACUUGGAGGGCAGGCCAAGACACUGAUGUUUGUUCACAUAAGCCCUGAGCCUGAUGCUAUUGGAGAAACUAUCAGUACACUUAAAUUUGCAGAGAGAGUUGCCACAGUCGAGCUUGGUGCUGCCAGAGUAAACAAAGAUAAUGCAGAUGUCAAGGAGCUCAAAGAACAGAUUGCCAGUCUUAAGGCAGCGCUGGCCAGGAAAGGGGAGCCGGAGCACAUGCAAACUUCGGUUUCUCGAAGCUCUGAAAAAUACAGGAUGAAACCUAGUGGGUUAUCUCCAUUUCAAUCUAAAAAGAAGGAUGCAGGUUUUUUGGGAGAUCAAAAUAGCUGUCGGCAACCAAUGGGUGAUGUUGGCAACAAUAUUGAGGUCCUUAGGAAAUCUGCCUCGAGGCAAAAGACGCAAAGUUUUGAUCUUGAUGAGCUAUUAGUGAAUUCUCCUCCCUGGCUUCCGGUGGGUAGUAAUGGCCGGAACUAUGGAGAAGAUGACAGAGAAAUGGGAUCGGGUGAGUGGGUUGAUAAAGUCAUGGUAAAUAAGCAUGAUGUAGGCAAAGUUGAAAACCCUUUUGGAAGUUGGGCAGAAGAUAAUGGGGACUUGACUGAUGUAUUUUACCAGAAAUAUCUCCCAGAUUCUUCCCAAAGUUACCCACAUCAAUCCAAUAAUAUGUUUAUGGGAGGCAACCAGUUCAAUGUCACUAGUAAUGAUGAAAUGGAUGAACAUGAUGCCACCACCAGUGAUUCUUCAGACCCAGACUUGCUUUGGCAAUUCAAUCAUACAAAACUUACCAGCAUGACGCAUGGAAUUGGGGCAAAACCCAAGAAAUCCAACCCAAAGCCAGAAAAUAGCCCAGAACUAAGCAAGAAUACCAAGGCUUCUCUAGGCCCUUCACCUUUAGGGAAACUAUCAAAUGGGGCGGGGGCUCAUCUGCAGUGGAGUGGGAGGCUGCAAUCUUCAAUGGAGACGAAACGCAAAGCUGGGAACAGAAAAUAGAAACUUGACACUGGUUAUUUCCGAUGCUUUUCUUUCUUUCUUUCUUUCUUCCUUCAUUUUUUUCCAUUUCUUUGAAUUUGUUGUGUGGAGAGAGAGAGAGAGAGAGAGAGAGGUCUUACUAUAUAGUCUUAAUUUUUAAUUUUUAUUUUGUUAUAAUCGUAAAUAGUUAAAUGCAGCAAUAAUUCCAGAUGUUUGUAAUUCUUCACAGACGAGUUUAUUAAUCACUGAUGUUUUU
Messenger RNA from Juglans regia (Persian walnut), 3543 nucleotides. RefSeq names its product kinesin-like protein KIN-14I. NCBI's taxonomy places the organism in Eukaryota, Viridiplantae, Streptophyta, Magnoliopsida, Fagales, Juglandaceae. Gene Ontology annotation, biological process: microtubule-based movement. Bases 246 to 3308 code for a protein of 1020 amino acids. The transcript is spliced from 19 exons. Gene Ontology annotation, molecular function: ATP binding; microtubule binding; microtubule motor activity. The record is from RefSeq and is a predicted model, not a curated record.